Pocillopora damicornis (cauliflower coral) is the source of this 424-nucleotide messenger RNA. RefSeq lists its product as uncharacterized. Gene Ontology annotation, molecular function: calcium ion binding. The record is from RefSeq and is a predicted model, not a curated record. NCBI's taxonomy places the organism in Eukaryota, Metazoa, Cnidaria, Anthozoa, Scleractinia, Pocilloporidae.
UGUGGACAAGAAAUUACCUGCCAAAGCUAUAACUACAACAGGAAGGAGAAGAUCUGCGAAUUGAACAACCGCACCAAAGAGGCGAGGCCUGAAAGUUUUCGCUCGGCCCCUGGUUGGUUUCAUAUCCGGCGUUUAAACGGAAGGGCACCUCUGGGUUCCAUUAUGGAAUUACCAGCAAUGUCUUGCCAAGAAAUAAAGGCAAGUGAGGGAAAAGAUUCCACUAGCAACAAGUACUGGCUGAAUCCAACUGGUAAUGGAAAGACAGAGUUGAUGUUUUGCGAUAUGAACUUUGGGACUGGAGACAUCGAUGAAUGUAAGAGUGAUAUCUUGCGCUGUGACGUGAAUGCAAACUGUUCAAACACUUAUGGCUCGUAUAAAUGCACAUGUAAGGAGGGAUACAAUGGAACUGGACAUGUAUGUACAG